AUGCCGACUCUUUUGCGUACUAGUCUGCGAUUCUCAAGACUCGCCAACGCACCAAAGAGAAACUUUACAUCCUCUUUCUUCCGUCGCAAAAAGCAGCCCUCAGCCGACGAUCCAGAGUUCGUCUCUAUUCUAGACGGACCACCCCAGCUUGUCCGCGUAGGAAAACGUCAUGGACCUGGUCUUAUCAUUCUCGCCAUCAUUCCCGUGACGGCAUUUAUCCUCGGAACAUGGCAAGUCCAGCGAUUAGGCUGGAAGUCGGAACUUAUCGCCAAAUUCGAAGACCGUCUCAUCCGCGAUCCUUUACCCCUCCCGCCUACCAUCGACCCUGAUGCCAUUCACGACUUUGAUUACCGCCGCGUACGAGCAACGGGCCAUUUCAGACAUGACCAGGAGAUGCUUAUUGGACCUCGCAUGCGAGACGGCACAGACGGAUACAUGGUUGUUACACCCUUGGAGCGAGAGAAUGGCACAACAAUUCUGGUCAACCGAGGAUGGAUCGACAAGAAGCACAGAGACAAGAGGACGAGACCUGAUGGAUUGCCAACUGGUGAAGUCACAGUCGAAGGACUCUUGAGAGAGCCAUGGAAGAAGAAUAUGUUUACACCCGAUAACCAACCCGAAAAGGGCAUGUUUUAUUUCCCGGAUGUGAAGCAGAUGGCCGAACUAACCGGCGCUCAACCCGUCUGGGUUGAGGCUACUACGGAACCCGAGUUUAUGCAAAUGGUCGACUGGGAAGCCCGAGGUAUUCCUUAUGGCCGACCCGCAGAGGUCAAUCUGCGAAACAAUCACGCUCAGUACAUCUUUACCUGGUAUGGUCUGUGCUUUGCAACCUCCAUCAUGCUUUGGAUGGUGGUUAAGAAGCCCGCAAACGACGUUGCUCGACGUGUAGCCCGCUCAAAGGGCCUGUAA
Fusarium graminearum PH-1 is the source of this 909-nucleotide messenger RNA. RefSeq lists its product as uncharacterized. The record is from RefSeq and is a predicted model, not a curated record. NCBI's taxonomy places the organism in Eukaryota, Fungi, Ascomycota, Sordariomycetes, Hypocreales, Nectriaceae. Gene Ontology annotation, cellular component: membrane; mitochondrion. Gene Ontology annotation, biological process: mitochondrial respiratory chain complex IV assembly. The transcript is spliced from 4 exons. The coding region runs from base 1 to 909 and encodes 302 amino acids.